Messenger RNA from Mycetomoellerius zeteki, 387 nucleotides. RefSeq lists its product as uncharacterized. The transcript has 6 exons. Gene Ontology annotation, biological process: sensory perception of taste. Gene Ontology annotation, cellular component: membrane. The record is from RefSeq and is a predicted model, not a curated record. NCBI's taxonomy places the organism in Eukaryota, Metazoa, Arthropoda, Insecta, Hymenoptera, Formicidae. Bases 1 to 387 code for a protein of 128 amino acids.
AUGCUUUACAUUACUGUACUUAUAGUCUGGCUUUUUAUAUAUGUCUUCAGAUUCCUUCUCAUUAAUUAUGUAUGUGAAAGAGUUAGCACCAAGGCAAAUGCAACAGGGAAUUUCAUAAAUAAAUUAUCGUAUCUUACUUACGAUACUGAAAUUCAUGAAAACAUUUUACAGUUUUUACUACAAAUAGUUCAAUCACCACUUAAAUUCUAUGGACUUGGACUUUUCCAGUUUGGUUUUAAAUUCCUUUAUGGGUUCUUCGCUUCUACUUCGACCCUAUUAGUAAUAUAUAUACAAACAUCUUCAUUUGGAGUUACAGAAAAUAUCUCGCGAGAUAAAUUCAAUAUUCGAAAUACAAAUGACUUGGAAGAUGGCAAAUGCGACAGGUAA